AUGAAGAGGCAGCCGAGUCUCUUCUUUAAAUUACCCACUAGAUCCUUGGUAUUCUAUUUUAGCCUGUCUUCCUCUAUCAUCUUUCUCACUUUCAUAAUCAUUUGGGUCAACAAAACCACUCCUCCUAAUUCAGUGGUGCAGGCCCAAGAAAUAGGCAGCUGUCUACAGUUCAACACAUCCUCACUCGUUUCGGGUUUCAGACCACCCAUAGGCGCUGUGCCUUUUCACACUAAUUUGACUGGUAAUUUCAAUACAAACAUUUCAGUUACAGUAAAUGGCCCGGAAGAAUUGGUCUCCAGUAAGCCUGAUGAAAAUACUUCUGGCUUUUCUGGGAUGAAUUCAUUUGUUAGUAGUGGGUUACAGACGAAGGAGAACCAAUCCCAAGUGCCACGACAUGAUGAAGAAGACAGAGGCGGUGGUGAGUUGGACGGUAACUUCACAGCAGCAGCACAAAGUACACCUGCAAUGUUAUUUGACAAGAUUGAGAUGAAGAAUGAAGAGCAAAAUACUCCAUGGAACAAGACUGAAGAGAAAAAUACUCCAUUGAACAAGACUGAAGAGCAAAAUGCUGCUUCUGGCUUUUCUGGGGUUAAUUCACUUGUUAGUGGGUUACAGGAGAAGGAGAACCAAUCCCCACUGGCACAACGUGAUGAAGAAGACAGGGUUGAGUUAAACUUCACAGCGGUGGCACCGCAAAGUGCACCUGCAAUCUUAUUUGACAAGAUUGAGCUCAGCACCGAAGAGCAAAAUGCUCCAUUGAUGAACAAGAGUGAAGAGCAUACUGCUCAAUCGAUGACCAAGACUGAAGAGAAAAAUGCUCCAUCGAUGAAUAUGACUGAAGAGAAAAAUGCUUCAUUGAUGAACAAGACUGAAGAGCAAAGUGCUCAAUUGAUGACCAAGACUGAAGAGCAAAAUGUUCCAUUGAGGAAUACGACUGAAGAGGAAAAUGCUCCAUUGUUGAAUACGGUUGUUGAGCAAUAUGCUCCACUGAUGAACAAGACUGAAGAGCAAACUGCUCCAUUAAUGAACAAGACGGAAGUGCAAGAUGCUCCACUGAUGAACAUGACUGAAGAGCAAAAUGCUGCUUCUGGCUUUUCUGGGAUUAAUUCACUUGUUAGUGGGUUGCAGAGGAAGGAGAACGAGUCCCAGGUGGCAGAAGUGGCACAAAGUGCACCUGCGGUCUCAUUUGACAAGAUUGAAAUCAAGACUGAAGAACAAAAGGCUCCAGUACCACUGAUGAACAAGACUGAUGGGCAAAAUGAUGCAUCGAGUAAAAGGAUUGAAGUCAUAAGUAGAAGGAGGAGAAGAAAGAACAAGAAAAACAGAGGAACUUCAUUUGAUCCAAAUACUCAAGUUUCAAGUAGCGAAGUCCCCAAGAACAACAGAACAACUUCAUUUGAUCAAAAGACUCAAGUUUCAAGUAGCGAGAUGGUGCAGGCUGAAGACAAGAAAAUAAUAAUAAAAGGAGGAUGUGAUUUUAGUACAAGAGGGAGGUGGGUGUAUGAUAAGAGCUAUCCCUUGUACACAAAUCGUUCAUGUCCUUUCAUAUUUGAAGGUUUUGACUGUCAAGGAAAUGGGAGAUCAGACAAAGACUACAUGAGUUGGAGGUGGCAACCACAAGAUUGUGACAUUCCAAGGUACUUACUUCCUUGUUCAUAA
Prunus armeniaca (apricot) is the source of this 1659-nucleotide messenger RNA. Lineage: Eukaryota; Viridiplantae; Streptophyta; Magnoliopsida; Rosales; Rosaceae. The record is from the annotation of a GenBank genome assembly.